Messenger RNA from Daucus carota subsp. sativus, 2574 nucleotides. RefSeq names its product kinesin-like protein KIN-10A. The transcript has 5 exons. Gene Ontology annotation, biological process: microtubule-based movement. Bases 277 to 2454 code for a protein of 725 amino acids. Lineage: Eukaryota; Viridiplantae; Streptophyta; Magnoliopsida; Apiales; Apiaceae. The record is from RefSeq and is a predicted model, not a curated record. Gene Ontology annotation, molecular function: ATP binding; microtubule motor activity; microtubule binding. Gene Ontology annotation, cellular component: kinesin complex; microtubule.
CGCCCAAAAUCAAAUGAACUCAAUCUACGCCCACGAAAAAUUUGAUCUUUAAACAUCAUCUCUUCUUGUAACGGCUAUUCUCUCUUCAAUUUCAAAUUUCACUCUUCAAGAAAAAACAACUUUCUCCUUUUAAUGUCUCAAUCAUCUUUAAUCACCUCAACAAGAAAUCUUUCCAUAUACAUACAAUACACACACAAUAUGUAAUAGUCAAGAAACUUUGAUUCACACUAUAAUCUGUAUAAUUCAUCGAGAAACUUUCUGGGCUUCUUUAGAAACAUGGGUUUAACACCAAAACCCCAUGUGAAUUCAACCCCAUCCGGGUCGUCAAGAACCAACCCGACCCAUGUUCAUUCCAAUUCAAGAACCCCCAAAUCAAAGCACAACUUGAAUUUCAAUCUCACAAAGCCCACUCCAAACCCUAAAGAAACCCUUCUUUCUGAUCACCCAGUUGAGGUAAUUGCAAGAAUCAGAGACCACAAUGAGAAGAAACAAAACCCCAUUUCAGCAUUGAUUGUUAAUUCCGGUCAAAACUCGAUUCGGGUCAGGACUGAAUUUGGGUACAGAGAUUUUGGUCUUGAUGGGGUGUCAUUGUCUGAAAAUGAGAAUCUUGAUGUGUUCUAUAAGAGUUUUGUUGAGUCAAGAAUUGAUGCUGUGAAAUUAGGGGAUAAAUGUACUAUAAUGAUGUAUGGACCGACUGGUUCGGGGAAGAGUUAUACCAUGUUUGGGGGUCAUAAGCAGCAAGGGAUUGUGUAUAGGUCUUUACGGGGUAUUUUGGGAGGUGGGGAUGAAGAGGGUGAUGGGAAUAUUAAGAAGGCUGGGAGUUUUGUUCAGGUGACUGUUCUGGAAAUUUAUAAUGAGGAGAUUUAUGAUCUGUUGUCGAGUAAUGGUGGUGGAGGGUUUAGUCUUGCUUGGUCGAAAGGCAAUGCAUCUAAGGUCAGACUAGAAGUAAUGGGGAAGAAAGCGAGAAAUGCAACUUUUAUAUCUGGAAAUGAGGCUGCGAAGAUAUCAAAGGAAAUACAGAAAGUGGAGAAGCGCAGAAUUGUGAAAAGCACUCUCUGUAAUGAGAGAAGCUCUCGAAGCCAUUGCAUGAUUAUUUUGGAUGUUCCAGCAGUUGGAGGACGUCUUAUGCUUGUUGAUAUGGCAGGUUCUGAAAAUAUUGAACAGGCUGGACAAACUGGGUUGGAUGCGAAAAUGCAGACGGCAAAAAUCAACCAGGGGAACAUAGCUCUGAAGCGUGUCGUAGAGUCCAUUGCCAACGGUGAUUCUCACGUACCAUUUAGAGAUAGCAAACUAACAAUGCUUCUCCAGGAUUCUUUUGAGGAUGAAAAAUCUAAAAUCCUGAUGGUAUUGUGCGCGAGUCCCGAUCCGAAGGAGAUGCAUAAAACCAUUGCAACAUUGGAAUAUGGGGCCAAGGCGAAAUGCAUUGUACGUGGCCCUCAUACGCCAAUCAAAGAUAAAGGUGCUGAAGAUUCUUCAUCAGCAGUUAUUUUAGGCUCAAGGAUUGAUGCUAUGGAUCAGUUCAUAUACAAGCUGCAAAUGGAGAACAAGAUUAGAGAGAAAGAGCGUAAUGAUGCCCAGAAAGAGCUUAUGAAGAAAGAAGAGGAGAUUUCUGCACUGAGAGCCAAACUUACAAGAGUGGAAGAGAAAGAUCCAGUAACAAACGAAGAGGAGGUAAUUAGUUUAAAGGUAAAUGAACAGACAGCGAUACUGAAAAUCGAGUUGGAGGACAAGAUACAGGAAUGCCAGAGAAUGGCAGAUACACUAGUUGAAAUGGAAAGGAGGAAAAUGGAAGAAAAGAUUUUGCAACAGCAGCAGGAACUCGAAGUAUUGAGGCAACGGUUGGAGGAUAUUGAAUCAGAGUUACAGAACUCCAAAGAGAAAAACAGACCAGUGGAGUUGGAGAAAUGCAACUUUGCAAAGAAACUGUUAGAGAUUUAUACCGAUGAAGAUCCAGGGAUGGAGAAAUCAAUGGAUUUGGACAAGUCACUGGACUUUGACAUGGUGGUAACUCAUAAAAUAGAAAAUAACAUUGCUGAAGCUAUGAUAGGCACAUGUCUGAAUAUGAGCAACUCUAGCUGUGAUGAAGCUGUUAAUCAGGAUUUAAGUGCCUCAAAUUUUACAAACAAGACAUGUUUAAGCACUGUGUAUGAGGACGAGGAGGAAGAAAUCGAUGAGGAUGAUGGCAAAGAAAAUCUGGUUGAUGAAGUGCAGAAAGAGGUAAUACAGGAAAAGACAGUGUAUACUACUGCAGAAGGACCUCUUCUUGAUCAGAAUUCAGCUCCGUCUAAGCCGCGCUCUGCACUAGCACCAUUGGCUAGCCAAGAUACAUCUGUUGCUAGGCAAAAGAGGAUCCAAAAUAUCUUUACACUCUGUGGAAGUCACAGAGAGUUGUCUCAUCACAAAACCUCAUCUAUUCCUGCCAGAGGUGUAUCCCAGGAGAGUCAGCAAUGGUAGUUGACACAGCUGUUCUUUUCUUUCUUGUUUUGGUUUGUGUAAAGUUGCUUUUGGUUUGAGGAUUCUUUUUCUGUUGCUUUGUUGAUUUGAGAUCUUCUGAUAUUGAGCCUGGUUUUCUUA